AUGCGCAAGAAGCUCCCUAAGGAGCUCGAUAGGAUGGCACCCAUUACGGAGACCUCACACGAUGAGCUGCGCACUUCCUACAAAACCGGCGAACGUGAUCCUGAGCUGAACGCUACCUCCGAGUACGCAAAAGCUCCCCCCAAGGCACCGCUAUCUCGGUCACGUAAUGAGUCACUGCUCACAACAGAUAUCAGGUACGAGUUGGAAGAGGACGACCUCUCGCUCAUAGACGAGGUCAUUGAUGAGGCAGCUCAAGACGAACAAGAAGACUUCAUAGCCCAUCCUGGUAACGAGAUUGAUGUCAAAAAUGGCGCAACUCUGCAAUCUACAGUGUUCCGCCUCCGCGGCCCACUGCAAAUGGUUGAAGACCGUUUGCUUGACGAAGCAGAGGCGCGACUAGCAGUUAGCAAGGCUGUGCAAAACCAAAACGACGUUGAUAGACUCACUCUCGACACCACAUACGCUACCCUGAAGGUGUCUAACGAAGCCAUGAAAGCAGAUUUCGCAGCCGCACAACGUUGGAACGCCGCCCCAGAAGAGUGUGAGCGUUGCGGUGGUGCGGAUAGCCAGGUUGACAGCGACGACGACGAUGACUUGAUCUCUAUCUGCAGUAGCAUUGACUUGGACGAAGAGCCCACCGUACAUGUCGCAACGUCCGUACCAUUCAUGCGUGUCACACCCGGUAUGGUGAAGCUUGUCGACAUUCUGCCUAGGAAGAAGAAACCAGCUGUACCGCCUGCACCACCUGCACCACCUGCACGAGUCGCGCCGGUUGCACCGCCCAACCCGCUGCCCAUGCUGGCGUUAUCUAGUCAGCUUAAGGCGCCCUUCAGGCCUACGUACUACUUUCAACAUGACGAGAAGAUCAGUCCAUUUAACGAACGCAGUGAGCAUGUGGAGCCUACCGUAAUGUGUGGCCCCCUUUCCGCUAGCGAGUUCAACCGCCUCGACAAGGACAAGAAAUUGAAGCUGCCCCGCGACGAGUCACGUCUUCUUGUCCAAGACUGGAUGUCUGACUACGACCACACCAAACAACGCCCUUUAUCCGAACGUCUCGACUUCGAUGUACUUGCCGAUCAGCAAAUUCCUCCUGCCCCGUUCCCCAAAGAAGACCACGCUACACCUCCUCAUCCGCCCAGGUCCUCGUCAAGAGAGCACUACUGCCUCCAUAACGGCCAUAUCUUCCACCCCAUCAACCUCAAGACUGUACCCGACGAGGUCGCCAUCAACAGCUUGGAAGUCCGACCUUACCUGCAUACCUCUGUUGGUUACAAACAGCAUGUCUCUGUUCCUGUUUUCUGUGACCGGUGCGACGAAGAUGUCAAAGAAGAGCUCUGGGAGUGCGACAUUAGUGUCUGCCGUAUGGGAGUCUGUAAGCAGUGUGCAGAGGAUAUGGAACAUGAGUGGCAAGAGCGUGUUGCUGAUGCUUGGACUCACUAA
Messenger RNA from Alternaria rosae, 1440 nucleotides. RefSeq lists its product as uncharacterized. The record is from RefSeq and is a predicted model, not a curated record. The transcript has 2 exons. The coding region runs from base 1 to 1440 and encodes 479 amino acids. NCBI's taxonomy places the organism in Eukaryota, Fungi, Ascomycota, Dothideomycetes, Pleosporales, Pleosporaceae.